AUGUCGACUAUGGAGCAACGGCUCACGGAGACAAUAGCGCACUACAACGUCGCGAGUCAUGUGAAACCACCACCACCACCAUCGGCGCCGCCGCCACAGCUUCCUCCAACGACUCUCGCUAAGGUUGUCGCUAAGCCCGAGGAUGGUACCAUCAACCGUGGGGUCCGGUGCACCCCGCCACUGGGUCGAACGGGCAGUUCAAAGAGGUCUAUCGGCCACCUUACGAAGGUGGGAGGAUUUAUGCCUCCGGGGGCGUCACGCCAAACCGAGGCUAGUUAUCGCCAUUUUGUGGCUCCAGUUGAGAAGAAACGUCGUCUCUGGUUGUUUGGCGUCACCUCAAAGUCGACAGAGUUGUCCGAUUUCAGGCCGGUUGGGCCGUGCGGUCGGACGGGUCAGAUGGAGGAGACUGGCUCGUCGUGGAGUCUGGGACGAUCAGGCCCUGAAGGAAGCCAUCGACAAACCAAAUUCAUCUGUCGCACAAUCUCGCAACCGAUUCCCACCUACCAGUGCAUGGCGGGAAAGUCGAUUUCGCCGGGUGGUAUGCAGGAAUCGCCGACUUACGGAGUGGGUUACAGUUGUGGCGAAUAUGCAUUCCGGCCCGAUCGAGGUCUGUUUGUGGGGGUACCACAGAUUGUAGUACGAGCCCUCUCACCUCCGACGCCCUAG
Protopolystoma xenopodis is the source of this 666-nucleotide messenger RNA. The record is from the annotation of a GenBank genome assembly. NCBI's taxonomy places the organism in Eukaryota, Metazoa, Platyhelminthes, Monogenea, Polystomatidea, Polystomatidae.